AUGCAACUCCGUUCUCUAACCCGUAAAAAAGUAUUUAUUUUGAGUGGAAGGGGCAAAGGUGUGGAUUCCGAAAUUGUGAAAGGGCGAAGCAGUGGAAGGGGAAGGAGAGAAGCCAUAAUCGUUGGAAGUGAUAGGUUCCAUUUGUGGAGCAAAGCCGCACAAAAAGCCCGCACAGACACCUUGCGAUUGUUCAAUAACCAGCAUUUGGAAAUGGGAUCCAACGUGGAGCUGGUAUGGCCAGAGUCAGAGGCAUAUUCAUCACGAGUGAACAACUGCUCACAUGCAAAUUCAUCCCUAGUUGCAAUUCGAGUGAAGUUGAGUGCCGAACAAUUAGAAAAAUUCAAGACAUCAUGUUUUGGCCAUCUUCUGAAUAUAGAUAAGAUUCAAUUUAGUGGGCAGAUUGUGCAUGGGGUUGUGUUGCGUCGAGUAGUGAGGCAGGGUGUGAAAGACUUGGAUGAAUUGAGUUUCUUAAUAGGGUGCGACGUUGCUCAGUUCACUCGUCAGGAUUUUUUAUUUAUCACCGGGCUUCGUUUUGGGGAAGUGCCUGAAGUUUCCAGUGAAGAAAGUGAUGAAAUUAGACUUCAGAAAAUAUAUUUUAUAGACGAAGGAAUUACAUGUAAUGCUUUAGAAGAAGCAUUUCUGAGGUGCACAAAGGAAGAUGACAUCUACAAGCUAGCUCUUGUUUACUUUGCUGGUUUUGGGAAGGGACAAGUGAUCGCUUAG
Molecule: messenger RNA, 723 nt
Organism: Prunus armeniaca (apricot)
Lineage: Eukaryota; Viridiplantae; Streptophyta; Magnoliopsida; Rosales; Rosaceae
Source: the annotation of a GenBank genome assembly